UUGGCUAUGUAAGUAUAAUAAUUAAUUAUUUACUAACAUACUGUAAUAUUACAACUUAUGCUUUAAUUAUGAAUUAUAAUUAUGAUUAUGAAGGGAUUUCCAAUAGUUUUUGCACUUAUGUCCAGAAAGACUACAUCUGCUUAUAAUAAAAUAAUUAGCUUUUUAAAGCAAUUGGAACCAGCCUGGAACCCAAACACUGUAAUGAGCGAUUUUGAAAGGGCGAUAAUUCGCUCAUUUGAAGAACAUUUCCAAGAAGAUUUUUUCAUGUACUAUAGGCGUUUUUGGAUAAAUGAAAUUGGCCCUGUUACUCUCUCAGAACAUGGGCGUACUGAUAGAACAAAUAAUAUUUUGGAAGCGAGCCACAGGAACUUGAUGAGCCAUUUCACGCAUUCAAAUCCAUCACCUUGGUCUUUUGUUGAACGUUUAUUACCAUAUAUUGGAGCCAUUACUAAAGACAUAAGGCGAGCAAGAGAUGGAAUCGAAAUUCAUAGGGAUCAACCUGUAAUAUGGCAACAACAAAACAACAAAAUUUUGCGAGCACAAAGACAGUUGGGUAUGGGUCAACUGACAAUAUUUGAAUUUCUUGUGCGCUGCAUACAUACAACUCCACAAUUUGGAGUGCCAGCACCUAUUCAAAACGAUGAACACGACAUCCCAGAGGUUGUGAAUCACGAAAAUAAUGCCGCCGAUCUACAAAUUGAUAAUCAGGACUUUGGAUCUGAUGAUGAUGAUGAUGAUUUUGAUACCAGUGAUGUAGAACCUAACGAUAUUGAUGAUAUGAUCCGAGAUAUUGAUGACAACUGAAAACUAUUACCGACUUAUAUGAAAGUACUACAUUGGUGUGCCUCUGAAGUCUUGUUUAUUUUAUUAGCUC
Adelges cooleyi (spruce gall adelgid) is the source of this 874-nucleotide messenger RNA. RefSeq lists its product as uncharacterized. The transcript is spliced from 7 exons. Bases 82 to 804 code for a protein of 240 amino acids. The record is from RefSeq and is a predicted model, not a curated record. Lineage: Eukaryota; Metazoa; Arthropoda; Insecta; Hemiptera; Adelgidae.